Messenger RNA from Diuraphis noxia (Russian wheat aphid), 1813 nucleotides. RefSeq names its product glucose dehydrogenase [FAD, quinone]-like. NCBI's taxonomy places the organism in Eukaryota, Metazoa, Arthropoda, Insecta, Hemiptera, Aphididae. The record is from RefSeq and is a predicted model, not a curated record. Gene Ontology annotation, molecular function: oxidoreductase activity, acting on CH-OH group of donors; flavin adenine dinucleotide binding.
GUCGAUCACUUAUAUGCACAUGAUAUCAUGAAAGAUAUUUUUAUAAUGUACACAUUAUUAAUUUUAUUUUUAUAUUUAACUGUUAGUCAAGCAUAUCAGUCAACAUAUGAACAGUACCAGCAACAAGAAAUUCCAUUCAGGGAGUACAGUUUUAUAGGUAAUAGACCUAUAUUAGAUGAAUAUGAUUUUAUUGUCAUCGGAGCAGGUCCAGGAGGCUGUGUGGUUGCAAACCGUUUAUCUGAACAGCUAAACUGGUCAGUACUUUUAUUAGAAGCAGGACAAGAUGAGACUAUAUACACCGAUAUACCAGCGGCAGUACCAUUUUUAGAAGCAACAAACUACAAUUGGGGUUAUACCGCUGAACCAGUAAAAAACGGUUGUCUGGGUUUUAAAAAUAAUCGUUGUCCAUGGCCAAAAGGAAAAGGCAUGGGAGGAUCGUCAAUUAUAAAUGCCAUGAUUUACACAAGAGGAAAAAAAGAAGAUUAUGAUACAAUUGCAGCACUAGGAAAUGMCGGUUGGGCUUACAAUGACGUGUUGCCAUAUUUCUUAAAAUCUGAGAACAAUUCAAUACCAGAAUAUCAAAGUUCGCCUUUCCAUUCACAUAAAGGAAAUUUACAUGUUGAACGAGUCAGAUAUCAUUCACCAUUCACUGACAAAUUCAUAGGAGCUGGUGGAGAAUUAGGAUUAAAAAAAAAUAUUGAUUAUACAAUUAAUCCGGAAUAUGGAGUAUCUCGUGUACAAGCCACAACAUUAAAUGGACACAGAGUAAGUGCAUCUAAAGCCUUUAUUCGUCCAGCCAAAAAUCGUCAAAAUCUUCAUGUGGCAAUAUUGAGCCAAGUAACAAAAAUACUUAUUGAUCCAAGAACUAAAAAAACAACUGGAGUAGAAUUUAUAAAAAAAGGAAAACUUAGAACAGUUUAUAUCAGAAAAGAGGUUAUUUUAUCUGCUGGACCAAUUAAAUCACCUCAAUUAUUAAUGUUAUCAGGCGUUGGACCGAAAAAUCACUUAAAACAUCAUGGUAUACAAGUAAUCCAAGAUUUACCAGUUGGGAAAAACUUACUCGAUCACUACGGCACAUUGGGUAUAAAAUUUGAAGUAAAUCAAACUGGACCAGCACUGACGGAACAAACCAUAUCAGACCMACAUCUAUUUGAAGAAUGGUUCAAAUAUGGCCGAGGACCUUUAACAGCACCAGCAGGAAGUGAUGGCUUAGGUUAUAUAAGAGCACCAUCCGGCAAAGGGAUUGAAUUAAUCUUUAUUCCCACAUCAGAUGAAACUAAUAUGUUUAUGGUUGCUACAUUGUUAUUGCAACCAGACGGUCGUGGAAGCGUGAGUUUGAAAAGUAAAAAUCCAUUGGAUCCACCCAUUAUGUCAUAUGAUUACUACGAAAACAAUAAUACCGAUUUAGAAGACAAUGUAUUUGCACUUAAAUAUGCAGUGAAGUUAGUAGAAGAAACACAGGCAUUUAAAGAUGUCUCAGCYAAACUAAGUCCAAAACCGUAUCCAAAUUGUAGCCAUCUAGUAUUUAGAUCAGAUGAUUAUUGGGUGUGUUUAUCAAAACACUUGACAUAUACCUAUCAUCAUCAGUGUAAUACAUGCAGGAUGGGAKAUGUUGUCAAYAACAAGUUACAAGUAAUCGGAAUUGAAGGGUUAAGAGUUGUGGACUCAUCAAUAUUUCCACAUAUACCCCAUGCACAUCUUUAUGCCCCGACUUUGAUGGUUGGUGAAAAGGGAGCAGAUAUGAUUCGAAGUUAUUGGUCAAAGUAAUUUAUUACUCAUAUCAUUUUUCAAUUAUUAUAUUUAUUUAUUUAUA